CGCCGCCACCGUCGUCUCCCGCUCGCCCAGUCCCAUCUGCCUUCUCGACGCCUUUACACGCAACAGAUAUUACAAGAUGAGUCGCGUUGGCCGAGGACGACGCACCCGCGUUUACGAUUGCAACUAUAACAAAGGAGAAAGCUAUUACCGCCCGGUUUUGGACCGACUCGACGGGAAGACGCCGGUAGUUCGUGAACCAGAGAACGAUCGGGUCAAGAAUGGCGUCGGUGAACGGUUCCGCGGUCUCCUAGAUGAAGUAGAUGCUACAAAAGAUGAGCUUUUCGACUCAAGAGGUGCACGUGCAUCAAGGGGAAAACCGUUGUCAUCUGCUUUUGACGAUGAAGAUUUUAAUGACGAUAUCACAGAGUCACUGAAACGUCUACGUGCCAAAAAAGCUUCGCGAAUCAAUGAAGACAUCGACUUUGAGAACAGCGUUGCUAACCUCGAGAACAGAAUAAAGAUUUCUGAUAAGAUCCUCGAAAGUGUGGGUAUUGGCAGCACUGAAAUCAGUGGCGCCCGAAGAGCUUUAAAAGAAAAUGAGGAACGCACAGAAAAACGAAUUGCACGCAGACUAAAUGAGGAGAACCCAUUAACAAAGUGGACUGCAUUGAAGGACUUUGACGAUGAAACUGCAGCUGUUCACAGAGCGAAAGCAACAAGAGCUCGUCUUACAGAUCUAGAAGACGAGAUGACAGAGCUAAACGAGAGAAGUGCAGCCAGAGAAAAACGUGCAGCCCGCCUCCGAGCGCUAGUUGCUGACACAGAAGCCGACUCCACAGUCACAACCUCUAACGUUGCGUCCUCAAAAAUAAGCAUCCGUUCCGAACGCGAGAAGAAACAAGUCACCUUCUAGACGUUAAUAAAUCUAAUAAAACCAUUCAGAUCAAGGUCUUUAUAGACGGACUUUUAACAGUUUUAAGCUCGUACCCUACUUGAUGGCUGAUGUAAUUCACGACAGUUCGAAUUACUUAAUGCAUAGAUUAUAAAUUGCAUCGACGUACGGUACUGUACCUAGUCAUUCCGUCUAUAUUGUUCCCUAAUCUGAGUAAGUGUGCCCCAAACUCAUAAUGUAUACAACUGCGCUUGGGUAUAGAUAAAUUAUUACUAGUCUGUGUAAUCCUGCAUUUGUCAAUUAUAGCACGUUCUAGUCAGUGUUUCUUUUGUAUUUAUCGUAUAGAAUAAAACAUUCUGUAUUUCCCUUGUUUUAUUUAAGUCUUUGAUAAAUAAAGCAUUUAUGAAAUC
Molecule: messenger RNA, 1242 nt
Organism: Pararge aegeria (speckled wood butterfly)
Lineage: Eukaryota; Metazoa; Arthropoda; Insecta; Lepidoptera; Nymphalidae
Exons: 3
Coding region: 77-853 (258 amino acids)
Source: RefSeq, a predicted model, not a curated record